This is a messenger RNA of Neurospora crassa OR74A, 1057 nucleotides long. RefSeq lists its product as hypothetical. NCBI's taxonomy places the organism in Eukaryota, Fungi, Ascomycota, Sordariomycetes, Sordariales, Sordariaceae. The transcript is spliced from 5 exons. The record is from RefSeq and is a predicted model, not a curated record. The coding region runs from base 1 to 453 and encodes 150 amino acids.
AUGGACAAGCUGAAGAUGAGGGCGAAUUCGAGGCGGUUGUUGGUGAAGUAUUGUCGUCGCCACUCGGUUUGGUACGAUGCAGGUAUAGAGAUGCUGUUGUUGUUGUUGUUGUUGUUCGGUGAAAGUGGAAAUAUUGAGGCUCAAGGCGCUGCAAGCGUGGCUUGGCCAGAAUCCGCCACGGACAUGAACCAAGGAGGCCCAAGCACAUUCAGACGCCGUCUAGCCGAACAAACCGACGCGUCCCAUAGCUACAAAGCACUGGCAGGUGGCGAUUCUGAAGGUUUCAGGGUUCCGGCAAGGAUAGAGAGACUCCAUGGCGAACGGAAGUCGUCGGAUGGCCUGAUAGUGAAAUCGGAGACGAUGAUUUCGGUAGAUUGUCAACCAAGUCCACCUCGUAACGAGUCACCGGAUCGCAGAACUGGGGAGGACAAAAAACGCUUGUGGAUGAAAUGAUACUACGUUGCUACGCACUCUAAAACGAUCUAUGUCCAAGGCCAUUAUCAACACCGAGAUUCACCCACCCUAAAACACCAGACGGUCGACCCCAGCACCGAGGUAUCCUUACAGCAAGGCUUUAGUGUCCAAGGGACCAAGGCCCGUCUUGUUUAUAUCUCACGCGUCCUCCACCAUCUCAUCCCCCAGUUUCUCCUCCUCCGGUACCAUCCUAUCCACCAUCCAAUCCUGAACGUCCUUAAAGUGCUCAUUCAUCAUGCGACCCAACCCGCUCACGUUGCUGCGAAUGACCGAACCGAACCGGCGCUUCAUAACCUUCCGGCUCAAGUCGGCAUCCGCCCAACAUGCAUGGUCCGCCGACACAUAGACCCGAGAGUUAUCCUUGUACCACGAUGAAAGAUCCGUGUCGACGUCCGAUUUCACAGGACGGAGGUUGCCGUUAACAAAAUUGACGACUCCCGAGAUUCGCGACUUCACGUCUGUAGGGUUUGAAGAAUCACAUGUCAGUAAUCAGAGCCUCAAGGGAUACGGGAGAAGAAGGACACAGUGCAAAGAAUCAUGUACAUACCUCUGUUAAUGAGCAGGAGCUUGACUCCAAGGUAAG